GAUUAUUUGAUAACUAUAAAUAUGGCUAACAUUGCUGCGCAGAGAAUCAAGAGAGAAUUUAAGGAAGUUAUUAAGAGUGAAGAGGUUGCAAAGUGUGCUAUAAAAGUUGAGCUGGUGAAUGACAACUAUACAGAAUUGAAAGGAGAAAUAGCUGGACCUCCAGAGACACCUUAUGAGGGAGGGACAUUCGUGUUGGAAAUAAAAGUGCCCGAAACAUAUCCCUUUAACCCACCAAAGGUACGAUUUAUAACCAAAAUAUGGCAUCCCAACAUCUCCUCUGUGACAGGAGCAAUAUGUUUAGAUAUCCUGAAAGAUCAGUGGGCGGCAGCAAUGACGUUACGAACAGUUCUGCUUUCACUCCAAGCCCUGCUUGCUGCUGCGGAACCUGAUGACCCUCAGGAUGCUGUUGUAGCUAAGCAAUUCAAAGAGAACCAGGAUAUGUUCAGACAAACAGCUCGUCAUUGGACGUUUGUCUAUGCAGGAGGUCCACAUAAAAAUUCUGACUUUGAAUUGAAGAUUCGAAGACUUACAGAUAUGGGCAUUGAGGAUCAUCAAGCAAGAGUAGCAUUAUCUUCAUACAACUGGGAUCUGGAAAGAGCCACUGAGCAACUGUUCAGUUAGUUAAAUCUAAAUAAGUUAGUUUGUGGUUGUAAUCAGGGAGAUAAGUCAUGUUGGCUUCAUGCUGCCAUUUGCUACUCUAAUAUCCAUACUGCUUUGUGUUUUUUAUGAAAAACACGCAAGUUAUGGUGAUGUUUUGAAAAGAAUCAUUUCUUUUUAAAAUUGGCAGUUUAGAUCUGAUAUGUAAUUUCCAUAUUAUAUUACGCGUCAAAAAAAUCAAAGACACAAAAUUGUACAUUCAUAGGGCACUGCAUUUAAUAUAAUUAAGGGUAGACUGGUCGUUAUGUUUGAAACCACAAAUGGACUUCAGGAUACUGUGGUACAUAAAUGUAUAACUAUUCAGCAAACAUUUUUAGUGCACAUUGAUACAUUUCUUCCACAUAUAUGAUUUUCCAACAAACACUCUAAAAUAAAAUAGCAUGAGUAAUUUAAAAAUUAUAUGAGUAUUGUAGUAUGAUUUGGAUGUGCUGAGAAUUGUGACUUUCAGUAACGCAUUUCACAUCAGAAAGUAAAGUCAGUAUUCUGUAUGGAAGCAGUUCUCUUCCUCCCUAUUAAUGGUAUGGAUACCUAAGCAUAAAAAAUACCACUGUAAGAUGUGUGCUAGAUUCUGAAGACAGCAAACUGUUUAUUAUUUGUUCAUUUGAGUGGAACAUAUCACAUAAAUUUUAUUGUGUCUCGUCUAAUAACCAGUGCUUGAUUACGAAUAAGAACAGGCAGACAUGAAAAUAAUGUUUCUCCACACAAAUGGUCAUAUUUGAUAAACAGUUCUCUUGAGUCUUUGGAUCUUAAAACCAUAGACCACAUACCACUUGUGAACUGUAAUAGUUUUUCCUCUACAAAAUUGGAAUGAAACUUAGUAGGAUGUGUGAUAACAUAAAAGUAAUUAUUUUUCAUUCUGUUUUAGGUAGAUGAACAUAUUACAACGUUUUGAGGAUCUCUUUUCUUCAGGGGAGGGGGCAGGGCUUUAGUCAUCAUGCUCUGGAGUAAAAUUUUUAGAGGAGGUUUCGUUCAUUUGAAUAUAACUUGUUGGUAAUAUGUUCCAUGCUGAAGAAACUUUUUUUUAAUAUCAUACAGUGGGUCCAAUUUACUCUUUUAUUAAAUUCUAAUUACAGUAAAAGACAACAAUAUCAGAAAGUUGCAGCAUAUUACAAUGUAAUCUUGUUACGGUUAUGAUAUGCAUAACAAAAAGACCCCAUCGGUAUAUGAGAUAGUGAAAGUAUAAUAGAUAAUGAAAUUACUUGCACAUGUGCCAGUGUCUACGAGUACAUGAAGAAAAUUUUUGGCUUCUGAUUUUGUAUUGAUGAGGUGUUAAUCUGUUGUUCUGAGAAUCUUCUAGGAGCACUUUAUAAUCUUAAGUGUAGCAGGAGUGCAUCUGCAGUCUCAUUUGAUAACAUAAGAUCCUGCAAUUGCAAAGUUUACAUCUCCAUUAAGAGAAAAUAUACUUAAGACCAAAACACAACUUUGUAGUAUAAACUGAAAAUAGAAAGGUAAAGGAAACUAUUUCCAAAAAUUUGACACAAAAAAAGGCACAGACAUCUGGAAGAAGCUGGAAUUUAAUACUUUCAGCCUCUGAAUAUUUCACAGGUAUUUAUAUGUUCCACAUGAUAGUGAAAUUGUGUAGGCUUUGAUUUGUUUAAGUUAUAUUUUAUUGUACGUAUUACCUUUCAUAAAGGGUAGCUGCAAGGGGAGGCUCACUUUGUUUUCUAUUUAUGAUUCUUUGUCUGGAUGUCAUGUUUUCAAAAAAAUUUUCCACAGCUGACCUAACCAUCUUGUUUCAAGAGAUAAUCUGUGCGCAAUUUAAUACAUAUGGAAUAUAGUUGAUCUGUUCAUCUGACCCAGUAGGGGUAGCAAUUUCUGAACAGCCUUUAUCAAUACUUUAUAUCAUAAAUUUCACAUUAAAACUGGAACAUACGGAAUAAUCUUACCAUUUUUCUCUGUUACAAUUGAUUGAACUUUGCUCUUUACCAUGUUACUCAUGCAAUCCAAAAAUACCUCAAAACAGAUUUACAGAACUUGAGAUAAAUAUCCUUACUUUGUACAUUUUUAGAUAUAACAAAAUAUCUGAGAUAAAGGAAAUUUGUAUGAAAUCAAUGAAGAGAUGAAAAGAAUAAAUAAAAUACUGAUAAUUGAAAUGUUUUAAAACUUAUGUUGUAAGUUUUUUGCAUUUGCCACAUUUCAUUUGAACAUCUUUGAUUUUCAGUAUAAUGUUUUGAUCUUCCAUUUUACAUGAUGAUCUAGACUGCUGUUAAGAUUAGGUCUUAUCGUUACUCGUCAUUGUAAGAUCCUCAGAUUUCAUAUAACCUGUUGUUUUAUCAGCCUAUAGGGAAUGCCACUUGUUAGCAUUGAGAGUAGGAGUGAAGUGUAAUGAUUUAUAAGGACUAUAUUAUCACACACUCAAAAGUGAGGAAGUUAUUAAUUAUUGAGCAGAAAUUGGUAUCGAUGUGUAAGGACUCAUGAGAAACAGAAAGUACAGCGAGAUUGUUUGUGAGCACGCAUUCAAGUGGAAGAGUGACAGUCCCUGAUCAAGCUGAUCUAACACACAAUCCAGAAGUUCUCUUCAGGAAAUUCUAGCCAGAAAAUGUCCUGUAAAGUUAGAACUGCAAGAUUCAUUGCUGUCCUUUACAAUGCAGAUAGCAGUACCCUUCAUGUAUGGAAGAAUCUCAUGUGUUUCUGUUUGUUUGUUGGAAUGCUAGCACUGGGUGUUGGGUGCUACUAAAUAUCUCCAUUUCCAUUCAGGUGAAUUAACUCUUGACAUGCUUUGCCUUUUACUUUAUAGCUGUCAGUACAAUGAAUGGAUACAGCCUGGAUAACAGGUCAAAUUCCGGACACAGGGGCAAGGAUUUAUUUCUCAACUGGGGAGAGGGUGUUUCCUCUGGGCAUAGAGCUGGCAACUUACCUUCAACUAGUGCUGAAGAUAAGAAUGUAUGGAGCUUUACCACAGGGACUUUACGUUUUUAAUUUAUUUUGAUAAAGAAUUCCUGUGUGUGUGAGAUUUUUGUUUAAAGUCUCCAUCCCGCCUACUAGUGCCAAGGUCAAGAAUAUGUAGAUCUAUACAUCCACUCCCCCAUACAUCUUCAUGGCAUAGUGCUCAAUUAGUUAAACAUGGGGACAAUUUUAACUUUUACCUUUACAAGUUUCUUACCUCAUGACACUGUAAACUUCCCAGCAAACAGACUGGUAAGUGUAAGUGUAAACAUGUAUAAGUGAUUUCAAGAGUAUGAGUAAUUCUGGAAGGCUGUAAUAAUGUUAUUUCUAUGACAAUAUAACCAACUUGCAUAAUUGUAA
Molecule: messenger RNA, 3903 nt
Organism: Cryptotermes secundus
Lineage: Eukaryota; Metazoa; Arthropoda; Insecta; Blattodea; Kalotermitidae
Gene: Ubc4
Product: ubiquitin-conjugating enzyme E2-22 kDa
Exons: 5
Coding region: 22-621 (199 amino acids)
Biological process (GO): proteasome-mediated ubiquitin-dependent protein catabolic process; protein polyubiquitination
Cellular component (GO): nucleus
Molecular function (GO): ubiquitin conjugating enzyme activity; protein binding
Source: RefSeq, a predicted model, not a curated record